Colletotrichum graminicola M1.001 is the source of this 783-nucleotide messenger RNA. RefSeq lists its product as uncharacterized. The coding region runs from base 86 to 526 and encodes 146 amino acids. The transcript has 3 exons. The record is from RefSeq and is a predicted model, not a curated record. Lineage: Eukaryota; Fungi; Ascomycota; Sordariomycetes; Glomerellales; Glomerellaceae.
GUCCUCUGUCUUCUAUCCAGUGGGCCUGUCUACCCGUCAACCUCCAAAUUUGUUGGUUGGCACAACAGAGGGGAACAUCUCGAAGAUGGCGGGAGUGAUUCCUGCAUUGGCAAAAAGUAUGCCGUAUGAAUGGCUUCCUUCAUUAGGAUGCUUUGCCAUUUGCCCAUCAAACCUUUUCCUCCCAGUACUGUAUGCUGUUUGUACUUUCGUAUGUGUAUUGAUGACUAGCAACUACAUCAAGAAUCGGCCAGAGUCUUCCGUUGCCCUGCAACUAUACAGACCGGCCGAUCCCCAACCACGUGUACCGGGACAUGAGAUUACCGAACCCCAGCCGCCUCAGACAGAUCAUGAGGUUGCCGAGACCCAGCCGCUUGUGUCGGGACAUGAGCUCCCAACCAACAUCGCCGUCGGGCGAAGUUUCGUCAGAUGCAGAAUACAAGGAGGGCUUUGGGAUGAGUUCGAUAUGCCGAAAGGGAGCACAUUGAAAUUCAAUAAGUGUUCGACCGUGAUAACUACCAAAGCGUAGUAGAGAGGUUACGGAACUUCGGCCACUUGAGGAGUUGAGGACUGUGGGUGGCCUUCUUCAAGAACAUAUAUGCGUAUAUGAGAAACACUCGAGAUGCGCUGGCUGUGACGACUGCGCGGUGGAUCUGGUAAUUUCCUUCUAUUUACUUCGUGUUCUGCCGGCGCUUGUGCCCGUUUUCACUUCUCCAUUUAACCUUGUAGAACAUUGCCUUUAUUGCACGUCCUCUAGUAUUGAAUAGAGACAUGAGGACCCAUAAA